UUGGUGGAGAGCUACCCGUAUGAGCCAGAGGAGAGGGGCUCAGAUUAUGUUCGUCUGGCCUCCAUCGCUGCAGAGUCUGAGGUAACGACAGUGAACCGCUGCCUGGACGCCGCCAAAGCGUGCAACAUAGACGAGACCUGUCAGAAGCUGCGCACGGAGUACGUAUCAUCCUGCAUCCAGCCGUCGGCCCGCUCGGGGCCGUGCAACCGACCCAAGUGCAACAAGGCGCUGAGGAAGUUCUUUGACCGCGUGCCGCCCGACUACACCCACGAGCUGCUGUUCUGCCCCUGCACGGACACGGCCUGUGCCGAGCGCCGCAGGCAAACCAUCGUGCCGUCGUGCUCCUACGAGGAGAAGGAGAAGCCCAACUGCCUGGCCCAGCUGCGCGUCUGCAAAGCAGACUACGUGUGCAGGUCACGCUGGGCACAGUUUCAGUACGACUGCCAGCCGUCGGAGCACAGCGCCAGCGGCUGCAAACAGGAAAACUACGGAGCGUGUCUUCUCGCGUACACCGGCUUGAUAGGAAGCAUAAUAACCCCCAACUACCUUGACAACUCUACGUCCAACGUGGGACCCUGGUGCUCCUGUGCGGCGAGCGGCAACCACAGGGAGCAAUGCGGCGACUUCCUCACCUUUUUCCACGACAACGUUUGCCUGAAAAAUGCCAUUUUAUCAUUUGGAAAUGGAUCGGACGUGAAGACGGGCGGCGGUCAGCCUGGGAUGCCCAGUCCAGCAGCAGACAGCCACAGCCCGCACUUGGUGACCGCCGCCCCAGGCAUCUCCAUGGAAACAGAGCAGAACGUUCUGCGAGCACAGAUACCAACUCAGAUGAACGAGAACGACAGAUUGUGGGGCGACGACGGGGACUCCACUCUUCCCUCCCCGAGCCUUUCGGACGGCGGGGCCCGGCCCCCCCGCCCCACCCUGCCUCUGGCCCUGGGCGGGAUCCUCCUGGUGUUGCUUUCACACCCAUAA
This is a messenger RNA of Menidia menidia (Atlantic silverside), 975 nucleotides long. The record is from the annotation of a GenBank genome assembly. NCBI's taxonomy places the organism in Eukaryota, Metazoa, Chordata, Actinopteri, Atheriniformes, Atherinopsidae.